CUGAACCUCCUGAAUUUAAAUAGAGUAAGGUCUACAUACACAUUGCCAUAUUACUAGCAAAAAAGCAUUAUAUGUUUUAGUUUUUUCUUUUUAUUAAGCAUUCCAAGCAUCUCUCUGUCUCUCUUACAAGCUCUAUACGCUUAGUGUUUCACCAAUACUUCGUACUCUCUCAUACAGACAAUUACAAGUUCCAAGAAACACAAGACCAAGUAGACAUGGUCAGAGAGAAUAGGUACAAGUACAACACAUCAUCAAUUGGUGGUGGAAAUGGAGAAGCAGAAGCAGGUGGUGGUAGUGGUGGUGAUGGUGGCGGCGGUGGUGAUCAGUUGAUGAUGAGUAGUAAUACCAUUAAGCCUGCAUGGCUAGAAGGAUUAAUGGCGGAGACUUUCUUUGGUGGUUGUGGGGUCCAUGAGAAUCGUAGGAAGAAUGAGAAGAACAUCUUUUGCUUGCUUUGUUGCCUUAGUAUUUGUCCUCACUGCCUCUUUUCUCAUCGUUCUCAUCCUCUUCUUCAGGUGAGAAGAUAUGUUUAUCAUGAUGUUGUAAGACUGGGAGAUCUUGAGAAGCUUAUUGAUUGUUCUUAUAUUCAGCCCUACACUAUAAACAGUGCUAAAGUGAUAUUCUUGAAUCAGAGACCACAGUCAAGGUCUUGUAAGGGCUCUGCCAAUGUAUGCUUCAGUUGUGACAGGAUUCUCCAAGAGCCAUUCAACUUCUGUUCUCUCUCCUGCAAGGUUGAUCACUUGGUGGAACAAGAAGAGGACCUCUCUGCCAUUUUAUACAGAAUUGAUGAAUCGGAGUUUGAAUUUUCAGAACUAGAAGGACUGAGAAUGGACAGCUCUGAGACAAUUGAUGAAGAUAGUCACAUUGUAGAGGAGCAAGUGCAAUUCAGAGGCUCAUCAUGCUCCAAUGACAUCAUCACCAAUUCUGGAAUUUUGAAGGAAUCCGAGGUCCCACAAAGGAAGAAGAAAGGAGGAAGUGGUUUCCUUCCAGGUUUUGUGCUUUCAUUGAGCAGCAGAAGAAAGAGUGCUCCUCAUAGGGCUCCUCUCUCUUGAUUAACGUUCAGAAUAUUCACAUCAGAAACAAAAUCUGAUAUAUAAAUAUAUAUUAAAAGUUUAAUUUGUUUCUGUAUUAUGAUCCUAAUUUUCAUUUCCAUUACUGAUCUUAGUGGUUGUUUAGAGAGACUUUCUUGAAAGAUAGGCUCUUGAGCCCACUAGUUUUGAAUGAUUGUAAUGGAAUUUGCACGUAUAUAUGUUAUUUGCAUAAUUAUUUUAUUCUAA
Manihot esculenta (cassava) is the source of this 1274-nucleotide messenger RNA. RefSeq names its product protein RGF1 INDUCIBLE TRANSCRIPTION FACTOR 1. The record is from RefSeq and is a predicted model, not a curated record. Bases 216 to 1049 code for a protein of 277 amino acids. Lineage: Eukaryota; Viridiplantae; Streptophyta; Magnoliopsida; Malpighiales; Euphorbiaceae. The transcript has 4 exons.